AUGUUUUCAGAAACUUUAUCGGAAAAUGACUUAUGUCCAACGUGUAAAACGUUGCGAAAGAAAAAUUUUGGUACAAUUCGAUGUAAAGAAUGUAGAAAAAAAUUUUGUCCACAUCAUAUUGUCGUACAUAUACAAGAAAUUCGUCAAAAUCUUAAUCCGAUUUUAUCUGAUUUUACUCGAAUAAAACAAGAAUUAUUCGGUUUUCAAGAAUUAUUGGAUAAGACAAAUCAAAAUGAUGAGAAUAUUCUAUUUCAAAUUGAUCAAUGGGAAGAACAAAUGAUUGAAAAAGUUAACCAAACAGCUGAUAAAGCACGUGAAUAUGUUAAUGAAUCAAAAAAGCAAACAAUAAAUGAAAUAGAACAUAAAUUUCAUAUGAUGAAUGAUGAAUUGAAUUCUCGAUUAGUCAAUGUUAAAUUAUUAGAACCAGAUAUUUCUUGUGUGAAAAAUAAACUUCAACAAUUGAAAUUAGAAAUUGAUCAAUUAUUAGUUACCAAUAAACUAAAUACCAUUCGAUUAGAUAUUACUCAAAGUGAUAGAAUUGAUUGGACAACAAUGAUUCGUGUAUACAAAAAUGUACAAUUAUCUUUUGAUCAAUUAAAAAUGAUACAAAAAAGAUCAAUAUCAUCUAUUAAAAAAAUCUCUCGUAUGGCAUCAUCUGAAAAUAUAUUAUUAUAUAGUGAAGAAAAUGAAAAAUUGUGUCUUGCUAAUCGAAUAGGAACACAAAAACAAAUGAUGAUAGAAUGGAAACAUGGUAUAAUAAAAGAUAUGUGUUGGUCUUCAAUGUUAAAUCAAUUCAUUAUUAUAACAACUAAACAAGUUUUUACUGUUGAAAUAGUAAUAACUAUGAAAAUAAAUGUUAUUUCAGAAAUAAAAAUAUUGGAUAAUCGUGAAUUUGGUACAUGUGAUUGUUUUGGUGAUAAAUUAUUAUUAGCCUAUUGUGAUGAUGGUAGUCCAUUGGAUCAAUAUUGUACAAUUGAUUGGAAAUUAGAAAAACGAUGGACACCAUUUGUAUCAAAUGAAUAUGUAAAAUGUCUUCGAUUUAUGAAUAAUAAACAGAUCGCAUUUACCAUACUUAAAUAUGGACGAUCACAUGAUGGAUAUACAUUAAAUGUACAAAAUGUAUUUCAAAUACGUGAUAGAUUAACAAUGAAUAUUAUUCGAAUACAUGAAGAUUUUAAAUUUAUGAAUCUUAUUAUUUUAUCGAAUAAUCGAUAUUUAACACUUCAACGAGAUAAUUUACUUGUUAUCGAUGAAAAUGGAAUUAUUAAACGAAAUAUGACUUAUGGAAAAAAAAUUAAGUAUGCAGUUAUUAUUGGAAAAGACUGUCUGGUUAUCAAAACGGAUAAUGAUCAUACACUGGAAUUUUAUGAUCUUUCAUCAUAA
Messenger RNA from Didymodactylos carnosus, 1383 nucleotides. The record is from the annotation of a GenBank genome assembly. Lineage: Eukaryota; Metazoa; Rotifera; Eurotatoria; Philodinida; Philodinidae.